Messenger RNA from Trachymyrmex septentrionalis, 1640 nucleotides. Its product is annotated as CD63 antigen-like. Gene Ontology annotation, cellular component: membrane. Lineage: Eukaryota; Metazoa; Arthropoda; Insecta; Hymenoptera; Formicidae. The transcript has 5 exons. The record is from RefSeq and is a predicted model, not a curated record. Bases 278 to 1009 code for a protein of 243 amino acids.
UCGUAAGUGUGUGGUAUCUAUCGCAUUCGUGUAUCCCGUUCUCGCAUAUGCACGGCGCCACCCAUCGGAACGCGACGAGGAAACCUUUUUUCGCAGCCUUUUUUCGUUGCUCUCAAGACGCGCAGUAUCACUCGCGACUUGUCCUUGAUAGCAGAUCGUCUGUUCGUGUGAAAGAAUUCUGUGUGAGAGAGUGAGAGAGAGAGAGAGAGAGAGAGAGAGAAAGAAGUGUGUGCGCGUAAUCACAUAUUUGUAAAUCAUAACCGACAGUUCUGCGGCAAUGGCGAUGAUGAAGUUGAGUCUGGCGCCGAAGACUAUCAAGUACUUGAUGUUCAUUUUCAACCUGUUCUUUGUGAUAACAGGAAUAGUGUUGCUAUCCAUCGGAGCGGUCAUCCAUGGAGUAUAUCAUCAGUAUCAACAUUUCCUUGACAACAGGUUCUUCUCCGUACCUUCUCUUCUCGUAGCCGUGGGCUUCAUCAUUUUUAUCAUCGCUUUUUUCGGAUGCUGCGGAGCUGUUCGCGAAAGUUAUUGCAUGAUUAUAACGUUUUGCACGCUUCUGACUGCAAUUUUCUUGCUGGAGAUUAUAGGCGGCAUGAUGGGAUAUGUGAUGAGAGAACAGGUUGCGUCGAUUGCUCAGCAAAAGAUGCUCGACACGAUGCCCCAAUACAGCAAUAACUCCGAGAUCCAAUUCGUCUGGGACAAUCUACAAAGAGACUUCCAUUGUUGUGGCACAAUCAAUGCUACCGACUGGUUGACGAAUACAACGAAACUGCCAGGUAUUCCGAUGUCGUGCUGUGAUGAUAUAAUAGGUGCUAUCGGUACAUCGAACUGCACCCUAUCAUCGAAGAGUCUGCAUGAGGUCGGCUGUAUAGACGCCUUCGGGAAAUUUGCAGAGACACACGCUGCUAAGAUAGCAGGUGUUGGAAUAAGCCUUGGUAUAAUUCAGCUGAUAGGAAUCCUCUUGUCGUCCUACUUGGCUAAAUCGAUCAAGAAUUGUUACCAGACUAUGUAGAGUGCCAUGCGAACAUCAAACGCACCGGAAGCAGCCUUCAUAUGGAUGAUAACCAAAUAGGAUUGCCAUUAGGAAACUGCGAAACUGCGUGCAUUAAUUGGUCUGAUAUAUUGUACGAGAAUACAUUAUUUGUCCUUGUAUAAAAGGACGGUAAAUUAUUUUUGCUACAUGUGACAUUUCGCAUCGCGUUAUAAAGAAGCGUGUGUAUUUUUAAUAAAACCUUUAUAUCGCUAAAUGUUUUUGCGACAAUGCGUUUAUCAUUUUUGAUUAAAAUGCGUCGUUAAUUCAAUUCGCAUUCUCUUAUAUUUACGCAGGAAUGAAUUACACAGAAUAAGCAAUCACAUAUUUUAGGAAAAUCUCUUUUUUGCAAUCUACAAUAAAUUUGUUUCUUAUAAGCUUUUGCAACAUGUGAAUUUUAAACCAAAAAAUUGGAACAUGCGCGUAUCCGACAGUUAUCAUGCACGCGCAUCAAACUACACACGUGCUAUUCACGCACACGCAUGCAUACCGAGAGACAUGAAAUUAACUUAAUUGGCAUGUGAGUCAUUUUUGUCGCGUUGUUUUGCUCACGUGUAAACGCCACGUGUAAACUCACGCUUAGCAACGAACACGAGAACGAAUGUCUCUUUCC